Acanthochromis polyacanthus (spiny chromis) is the source of this 2672-nucleotide messenger RNA. It is a transcript of the gene pdp2, whose product is annotated as putative pyruvate dehydrogenase phosphatase isoenzyme 2. Bases 147 to 1769 code for a protein of 540 amino acids. Gene Ontology annotation, biological process: protein dephosphorylation. Gene Ontology annotation, molecular function: protein serine/threonine phosphatase activity; cation binding. Lineage: Eukaryota; Metazoa; Chordata; Actinopteri; Pomacentridae. The transcript is spliced from 9 exons. The record is from RefSeq and is a predicted model, not a curated record.
GUCUGACGUAUGUCACAUGUCCCCAUUAUUGCCGUCAUGUUUAGAGUUUGUGUCUGCCGACAGACGUUGAUUCAUUCCUGCUUUUAUUAAGUUUAUAUUACUGUGAUUAAGGUGCACCACAUCCAACCAGCAGCGUUGACUUAGCGAUGUAUGGACGUGUGUACGCCAGCAUCCUUCAGAGAGCUUCAAGCUACACGUUGACACUUUAUUCUGCAGCCCCAGUUCAGUAUGCCCACCUUGUAGCACUUCCCUCUUCUCAGCCCCAUCCAGCCAACCAAUGUCACUGCUCAUCCUGGAGUCCCUUCAGAUCAGACCAGUUGUGCUGGAUUGGUGAGGAAUCUGGAAACUGGUCUCGGAGUGGGCGACAUCUCUCCACUCGUCAGGAUCUAGACCUCCAGCUGAGCCGAGUCCAGAUCAACAGUAUUCUGAGGACCAAUGAGCAGACUGUUAGUGUGCCAGAGUUUGAUGGCAGGGGACUCAGUGCUGUGAGAAAGUUUGAGAGUAACCAGCUAGCUGCUAACACUCCUAAUGAGGACCGUCGCAGUGCUGCCACCUGCUUACAGUCAAAGGGCAUGCUCUUUGGAGUGUUUGAUGGCCAUGGGGGAUGGGCUUGUGCUCAGGCUGUGAGUGAGCGGCUGCUGUACUACAUAGCAGUUGCAAUGAUGCCAGAGCACAGCUUGGAGGAGCUUGAGAAAAGCAUGGAGCACGGCAGACCUGUUCCUCCCAUCCUGCAGUGGUAUAAACAUCAUGCAGAUUUUAAUUAUCGGGAAUCUGCGUCCCUGUACAUUGACCACCUCCGAGUUUUCUGGCAAGACUUACUGGAUGGUGAAGAACACGGGGAAGGCAUGAGUCCUCGAGAUGCUCUGGAUUGUGCUUUCAAACGGCUCGAUGCUGACAUCUCCUUGGAGGCUCAAGUCCCUCUUUCCAAUGACCUGAUGAAAAGUACAGCCAUCCAGGUUGCAUUUGCUGGGUGCACUGCCUGUGUGGCUCACGUCGGGACAGAUGGGAUCUACGUGGCGAAUUCUGGUGACUGCCGGGCGGUAUUAGGGGUGCAGAAUGAGGACGGGUCAUGGAGCGCUGUACCUCUCUCCCAGGAUCACAACUCCCAGAACCGGGAUGAGGUGGAACGAAUCAAAGCUCAGCAUCCACGCUCAGAGAGAGACACAGUGAUCACAGAUGAUAGACUGCUAGGGGUUCUGAUGCCGCUGCGUGCAUUCGGUGACGUGAGAUUCAAAUGGAGCCACGAGUUGCAGCAGAGCAUUUUGUCCAGUCUUGAAUCCGGAGUGGAUCUUGACUCUCUUAACUUGUAUCAGUACACUCCGCCUAACUAUCUAACACCACCCUACCUGGAUGUGGCCCCCGAGAUAACCCAUCACAAGCUGAGACCUCAGGAUCGAUUCCUGAUCCUCGGCACUGAUGGACUGUGGGAUGAACUGGGGAGUGAAGAGGCGGUACGACUCAUUGGAGAGCACCUGAGUGGAAUUCACUUACAGGCUCCAGUUUCCCCAUCUGAGAGGCAGCUAAAACUGGGUCAGAUGCAUGAACUCCUGCUAAAACGCCAGGCUCGUGCCUCCCCUGCUCUGGACACCAACGCCGCCACACACCUCAUCAGACAUGCUCUGGGCACUGGGGAAUAUGGAGAACUGUGUCAGGAGAGACUGUCUUCGAUGCUCGCGUUGCCAGAGGACCUCGCUCGAAUGUACAGAGACGAUAUCACUGCAACCGUGGUGUAUCUGAACUCUGACCUGGCCAAACCUCACCACAGCUAACUGACAUUUUUAUUCAGUAUUUUUGUAAUCAAAGCUGGACGGAUACACUCGUUAAUGACAAUCGAGCCUGUUUAGAUCGUAGUCAACAACUGCUUGACAAAAUCUACAGUCUGUUACGCAUAGAAUUUAAAGCCCUCUCUGCUGACAGUAUUUUUUGUUGUGUGCGCAUAUGGUGUGUUAUAUGCUAGAAGACAUGUCAUGAGGAAAAUAAGUAGUUAAUGACAUGGCUUACCAUUCCCACCUCCCAGACUCAUACGUGACAAAACUGAAGAACCAAUUCAGUCAAUGUCAUUAUUAUUCUUCAAAAUUCUACUCCAGUACUCCAAUAUUAUGACUACCUAUGGAGUAGCGCAGAAUAGUUUGAUAGUGUUUGAGCAGAGUUUGUAGGUUAAGUGGUGAGUUUGAGCUGCUGUGAGCCAUGGUGUGGAGUUAUAUUAAGGCAGGAAGGGAACAUUUUAUUGGGAAGACUUGUAAAUAUGUAAUUUUGAUACACUGACUUUUUGGAGUUUAAAGUGAAAAUGAAAGGACAGUUUUCUAUGUUGCAUUAUAUACAGGUAUUAUUUGAAAAUAAACACUGUAGCGCAGGUCACAUCGGCUGUCGCAUGUAUCAGGUCAAAAAACACAGGUUCUGUGAAGAAGGUCUUUGUAUUCAUUGUGUUCUUUUUGGUUGCUUGUCAACACUAGAAAUAGUGGGAGUGAAUACAGGUAGGUGAUCACAGCGCACCACAUGCUCACUUUUUGUCUGCAUUUCUGCUUCUGUUUUUCCUUGCCUUUUUUUUUUCCUGUUUACUUGUUUGUAAGUUAUAAGGUAUCACAAUUCUCUCUUUAAUGUAAUUGUGGUUCAUUGUAUUUAAUUUGUCACUUCAGUGCAGAUGUUUCACAUUAAACCGAUAAAUUGUUUCA